Cyprinus carpio (common carp) is the source of this 4758-nucleotide messenger RNA. Its product is annotated as osteopetrosis-associated transmembrane protein 1-like. Gene Ontology annotation, cellular component: cytosol. NCBI's taxonomy places the organism in Eukaryota, Metazoa, Chordata, Actinopteri, Cypriniformes, Cyprinidae. The record is from RefSeq and is a predicted model, not a curated record. The coding region runs from base 3543 to 4301 and encodes 252 amino acids. The transcript has 6 exons.
AUAUAUCAAAAUAUCCAUAAAAACAAAACUGUUUAGCUCUCAGAUAAGCCUUUAGCUUACUUGACCUCAUUCUUUUCCACUGGCCAAAUAGUAUUUCAAUUGUUUUAAACAAUUCAAAUCAAAUAAAAUGUAUGCAGUUUUGCGGAAAAGGUGAACAUAUUUUAGCUAUUCUAGUGGAAACAGAUAAGCCUAUAUGUAUUGCAGUGUAAAUAGGCCUACAAUUGUAUGACUUGACGCAUCACUGACAAAGUAUUUUACAAAGGAAACACGCAAAUCUUACCGUUUUUUUUUUUUUUUUAGUUUUAUCCUUCAAAUAGGCUACAGUGUUUUUUCCCCAUAAUGUUGUGGAGAUGCCUUCACACGGCAUCAACACCUCCGUGCAGCUGCGGUUGUACUGUGGCUAGGCCUAUUAUUCGAACAGUACAAUGGACCGUUCCACCGAACCCAGCAGUGUCCGCCAUAAUAUUGAAGUGUGCAUCAUUGAUCAUUGUUCUCUCUAAAAAAUGCAGUUUAGUUUAAAUAUGAAUUAUUAUUAUAGCACUCCUCGCUGUCAUUAAAACAUUACAUGCCCCAGGAAAAAGUGAUGAAGCAACAAAUACCUAUAUGUCUAAAUUAAUAUAGCCUAAUUUUGGUUUAUCUUCUGCGUAAUGACUUUAUGUAAUUUCACUGCUUAUCUCAAUUAAUGAGAGUGGAAUAUUUAAUGUAAAUGUGUAUAUCGAAAUAUGUUUAUUUUUUAUAAAUCCAGAUAUGUGCGUGGAAAACAGCGUUUUAGCAACGUUUAGAUAUAUAUUAGGCCCCUGAUAUUCACGUUUUAACGAGAAAGUUAGGAGUGAUUAAUUAGGCUGCAGGGCUCUCUAAGCUAUUUAGGGGCAUCCGUUCAUUGAACAUUGAGAGCGCGUUUCUCCUGUCCAAGGGCUUUUCUCCUGUCCAGCUCUUCUCGGUUCACAUUGCCUCUCAGAGGGCAGAAUAGCCCAAGCCUUGAUCCUCGUCAGUUGUCAUCCCCAGUUCGGGCCACUUUGGCCGCUGCUAGUGGGGAAGUCAGGCCUAAUCCCUGGAAGGAAUCAGGGCAAAAGAAAAGCAACAAUAACCAAGUCAAACGUAAAAAAAUGAAAGCGAAAUCUCUAUUAUCAGCCCCAGCAUUUCCCAGCGAUGCAGUGAAAUCAGGCUGGUUUGUCAUUCGAGUCAGACACCGGGGGGAGAAUCUGGGGUCGCUCUGGGUUGGUAGACUCACACGACGUUUAGAGAGCAAUAUUUCGGCUAAAGGGGGCCUCGCAUUUGCAAAAUCCCCCUCACAUCCCGCCAUAAGCAUUAAAUGCAGUCUGACUUUAUGUUGUAUAGGCAGCGCAAAACAAGAAAAGAGGCACAGUUCUCACAUAAAAGAACGCGGUUUUUGGGGAUUAGGGACGUCCCAAAGGAUGGAGAAUAACUUCUGCAUAACUUUACAGCUCCUCUCUCUCCAGGUUUAGAUACGGCUUAAAGCGCACAGUCUUUAGUUAACCCUUAACUGGUCCCUAUAUAGUCAGAGUCAUGAAUUGCCAAGUCAAAGUUAAGGCACUGAGUGCGAUACAGUCAAGCACUUGAGAAAAAAACGAGACCGAAUCGCAUUUAUUUUUUUAAUCUUAAAAUUUUAAUAUGUAGCCUAGUAUUUGUAUUUUAUCAUACAGGUAUAUCAAAAAAUUUAUUAACUGUCAAUCAAUUUAUUCACCGAGACAAACGAUCAAAAUAAUCUACAUUCAGUUGUGUAGCUGUUAUUGGUAUUUUAAUCCAAAAGUUUUAUUUGAAAGGCAGAAUUUUGUUUUAAGAUUUUAAACGCCUUAAUUGGAAGCACAAAAUAAUUAAUCUCGGGAUAAUGUCAUCACGAUCACAUGCCUCAUUUACCUCAGAAAUCAUUGUGAGGGUCAGAUGACCCAUGAAAUCAAUGUCUCUUGUAGUUCCUUGAAAACCUGCUUUUCGUUUUAAAAAUUCAUUAGGAUAAUCUUGAGCCACGCACAUUGAUAAUUUUCAGAAUUUAAGCCAAGUUAUCCAGGCUCAUCCCUUUGCUUAAGAGCUCUCCAGUCGAUGAAGAUACUUCACUUAUGCAGCCUAAUUAGUGAUUUUUGUCCUUGUUCAAUUGCCUCUGUCUGCGUUGUGCAUUCAAAUGAAGUCCUUAAUGCACAUGGUAAUUGUAGGCCUACCUGUAUAAAAACCUGACUAGUUUCACAAUGAUCAAUAAUCUUUAUGUCUUCCAGGACAUGCGAGGUAACGUAACACACACACACACACACACACACACACACACACACACACACACACACACACACACACACACACACACGUAUGAUUUUGUAUACCUCGUUCAUAAACUCCCUGCUUGCAAACCAAUGAAUUCAGCUGCCGGGGGGAGGAGUGGAGGGAUGACUUGGAUCAUCCAAUUUAAGGCUAUCACAAUAACAGAGCUGCAACACUGUAGUAGUGGAGAGCUAAUGCCACAAUCCACGACAUAAAACCUGCGAAUUUACCCUCAGACAUCAGCGCACGCAGUAGAAUAGCCCUUAAUGCGAGGUAUUCUCAGUCCCCCAUUUCCAUCAGGCUCUCAUGACUGCAGAAUUGCCGCGGACUGCAAGUUAUCAAGAGGCACUAAUUUCACAUUAAAGACCAUUGACUGCAGUGGCUUGAUUCGAGGGUUUGCGACAAUUAACACAAUCAGAAUCGGAGCCCAGAUCGUUUACCUUGACUCCGUAAUUAUUUUUUGGCCGCGCGCUAGCCUACAUUCGCAAAAUUGCACGCGGUGUCAAAAACCGAGAAGAGAGAGGAUGCAGCGCGUUUUCAUAAAGACACUGUCUCCAAACACAAACAGAAUAAUAAAAUACAAAAAGAAUACAAUGAGAAAUAUAUUAGACUGCUUAUCAAUCCCGAUUUUAAACGGUUUAAAAUAGGUGUUUGCAUUUAUGUUGUACCUUUUAAAUUUACAUUGACUAAUAGAUUAAUAUUGAUAGAGAUAAAUAAAAUAAAUAGACUAUAUUCUGUGUACAUGAUCAAAAACUAGAACGAAAAUAUACUAAUUCUGCAACUUUUAAGAAGCUGUUAAAUUUCUUAUUAGACUAACUCCAAUAAAACCAUAACAGCACCAUAUAUUUUCCUAACAAGUGAAAAUUCAUAACGUAAUAAACUAGUAGUAAAAUGUAUAUUUCAUAAAAACAGGGCAUCACAUAUAUUUUACGUUAAAUGGAUGCCAGAGGCAUCACUGACCCUAUUUAGCUCUUUCUGUAAUAAUUCUGAGCAACAUGCAGAAAUACAACUCUGAAAUAGAAACGUAGCCUAGUUAAUUAAAGCAAAAUAGUUUAAACAGUACAUUGUAUAGACACAAAACAACUGGAAAUGGAUGAAACGGGACUCAAUAUCCAGUUCUUUCAACUUCACUUUAGACAUUACAGGUGCACCCAUCAGUUGAAAUCCCGUGCAUCGCGAGAUUACCCUAGUCAUGUGACCGAGAAAUAGGGAAAAUAAAGAAAACUGGAAGCUGUGUAGAGUCACAAAACGCAGAGCGACAGCGUGUAUGAGAUAUGGAAUUGUUAACGAAAUUUACAUUUGUAUCAGCAUGCUUAUGUGCAGAAUGGGCUGUUACUUUCAUUGCCGUUGCUAACUGCUCUAUUUCCCCCUCAGAAAUGAGUGGCGAUAGUUCACUAAAGCUGCCAUCAGCAGUCAGUACAGUCUGUCAGAACUGUUACACUGGCUUCAACAGUCUGGAGGACAUUUAUAAAAACAUAUCAUUUGACAACUCUGGCCCUGGAAAUGUCAGUUGCCAUGACAGCCUGAUGCGUUCUGAUAGGUUGAUGCUGCUCUAUACCCUCUUCAUCAAAUUAGAUGAGAUCUGGACAUCAGCAGAAUGCAAGCAAUGUCUGAUUGAAGAUCAAGAUGCUCUUUCCAAUGAUACUCUUUACUACGUGGCCACUCUGAAUCAGUCCCUCUCCUGCUUUGAACAAUAUCUGAGGAACCACACUGAACUGUGUAAAGGCUGCAAAACCUCAUACAGAAGGUUGAACGAGGUCUAUGGUACAAUGGAGAGAAACCAAAUGCUCUGCAUUGAUUUAGAAGAUGCAACAAAUAUGACACAGCCCCUGUGGAGUAAAAACUUUAGUUGCUUGUUACCUCGGGAGGAGACAGUGCCUGUCAUCACAGUGUCCAGCUUCAUGCUCUUCCUCCCCGUCAUCUUUUACUUAAGCAGCUUCCUGCACUCAGAGCAAAAGAAGCACAAGUUUAUACACCCCAAAAGAGUCACGUCUAGCAGCAGCCUAAUGAAUAUCCAAGACAAAUUCAGCUGAGUGGAGAUGAGGCAAGGAGGGGAAGAGAGGACAGUGAAUCUUUGGUUCACCUCUCCUGCUAAACCAACAGGCACUUUCAGUAUGGACGGGUAGGGUUCACAUCUUCUUCUUCUGGUGAUGAUUUCAAUAAUUACACUGGAUGCUAGUAUUAUAUUAUUGUAUUUAAGGUAUUAAGGAGAUGUGAUCCCGAAAGAGGGAAAUUUAUCUUGUACAUUAGACUAGUUAUGCUGCAUUUUUACUGCACUAACAAACUAUGUUACAUAUACAUGUUCGCAUUCUCUAUUUUCCUGGGUGAUAACAAAUUCACAAUCACACAUAAAUGCACACACACACACACACACACACACAGUACAUGGCAAUGGUACCACUUCUGGAAGCACUCCAUGUGCAUUAGAGAAAGAUCUUGUAGCAAAUACUUUAUUCAGGGUCAAAGGUGUAUGCAGUGAGUAGAGGAGAA